Molecule: messenger RNA, 3259 nt
Organism: Syngnathus acus (greater pipefish)
Lineage: Eukaryota; Metazoa; Chordata; Actinopteri; Syngnathiformes; Syngnathidae
Gene: tmem200a
Product: transmembrane protein 200A
Exons: 7
Coding region: 508-1929 (473 amino acids)
Source: RefSeq, a predicted model, not a curated record
CCGCUCCCCCUCCGUUUGACGCGCGCGCUCUCUCGCUCGCACACAUGUUCACGCGCACCGGAACGCUUCGGAAGAACCGUACGUGGAACAAGAAGACGUUUCCUACUGUACUAGCCACAAAAGACGCUUUUUGCGUGCGUCGAUCUUUGAACGCAACAGUUUGGGUGGGCAUUCCGGAGCGGUGGACGUCGGUCGGGGAGUUUUUACGCGACGCGCAGGCCGAGAACGACGUCACGUUUGCGGCUUUUCAAGCAUCUCAGUGCGGAUCCUGCGAGAAUUUUGCACAGGAGACGCGCUGGCAGGCAGCGUGACUUUGGAGAGUCCAAACAAAAGAAGGAAAAGAGGCAAAGAAGCGGAGCGCGCGGAAGAUAAAGUGGUAAAAAAAAAAAAGUGCAGGACUGGGAUGCGACAAGAAUCAAAUAAGACUCGACUUUGCACGUAUACUGACUCAAGUGUGAUGCAGCGAGAUGGAUUUAUUGACGGAACACUGACGCUCUUACUGAAAGUAUGACAGCCGCAGCCGGCGUGCUGACGGGCUUGGCCAAGCUGAAGCGGCAGGAUUCGGUCCGCUCUCAGCAGCGGCCCGCCGAGGAGGAGCGAGCGCCCAGAAAAGGAAAGCGGCGCACUGACGUGGUGGUGGUGCGCGGCCGCUUGCGCCUCUUCUCCGCUUCGGGGUUCUUCCUCCUGCUGGGCCUGCUCAUCCUGGCUGUCGGCGUGGCCAUGGCCACGCUGGGCUACUGGCCGCAAGCCUCGGGCCUAAGCGGCGGAGGACCGUCCCCGCCGGCGGCGGCGGCGGAGGAGGAGAGCGCCCCCGGGAGCUCCGGCCUAAGUCAAAAGACAGAAGGUCGGGGCGGCGGGCAGUGGCGAGGAGGCGCUCUGGCGCGCUUCCUGGAGCGGCACCGGCACUCGGAGAGGAUGAAGAUGUUCGGGCCCUUCACCAUGGGCAUCGGGAUUUUCAUCUUCAUCUGCGCCAAUGCCAUUCUUCACGAGAACAGAGACCGGGAGACAAAGAUCAUCCACAUGCGAGACAUGUACUCCACCGUCAUCGACAUCCACGGCCUCCGCCAGAAGGCGCAGAAGCAGCACCGCCACGACCCCGGGGACCACGACCCCGGGGACCACGACCCGGUGGCCUUCUCCUCCUGGGCGGAGGAGGAGGAGGCGCUGCUGGCCAAAGAGGAGGAGGAGGAGGAGGCCGGCAGGUGGCGGGCCAGGAUGCGGUGUAGCUUCGCGCCGCCGCUCCACAAGGACCGCUCGUCGCCCCAAAGAGGAGGGCACCGUGCCCGCUCCAUCGUCUCGUCUUCCAUCACGGCAUUCACGCUGCCCGUCAUCAAAGUCAACAACUGCGUCAUCGACGAGCCGGACGCGGAGGCCGUCCCGGAGGAGCCAGGACGAAGCGGGAGGGAUGAGGACAGGUCGCAACCGCCAGGCGUCGCCACGCUGUCUCUGGCGGUCCCGUCGCCGUGCCUGGCCCGGGCCUUCAAAGCGUCGCGCUUGCACCGGAGUCACUCUGCCUCCUCCGUGUCCUCGACUUUGGGCUGCUGGCUUUCCCCCGGCGCGGCGCAGUCCGACUUUGGUUCCAACUCCUCUCUGCACAUGCUCGGCAGCCACACCAAAUCUUUGGACCUGGAGCGCCGGCCCGGCACGCUCGGCGUGCACGGCCAUCAGCGCAAGCACCCCAGCUGGCCUCGCUUGGACGGCAGCAGCUGCGGCUUCAAGGGCUACGCCCGGCUGGAGGGUGGCGGCGGCGCAGGGACGAGGCCGGCGCGGCCGGCGCCGCCGCUUCUGCCACCGCCCGCCGUCGGGCGGGACUACAGCAAGCGAGAGAAGCUGUUCAUGAUAUCCCGUUCGCACAACAAUCUGAUGUUGGAGCGCCACGACACGAGCAGCAGGACCGUGAAGCGGGGCGGCUCAGAAACACGCUUCUAAAACUGAGUGAGUCACCGUUAAAACGCACGGACGGACGGACGGACAGCUGGCUCCAAAGGUGCUUCUGAAAACUCAACGCGCGCACAAAACGCUGGCGGCGACGGGCCAGCGUACGGAUGUCCAAAAUAAAAAAGGUCAACAAUUAAAGAUGUUAAAUCAUCUGAAAUUAGAAAUCAUUUGAAAAAGAAGCAAUCCAUUUGCCCACAAAGUUCAUUGAGGAUCUUUCCAAAGCUGGCAAAGAGUGGCGUUUCCUUCAGGCCGCUCGCCGCUCUCGGGUAAAUGUCACGCCCGUUACGUCAUGCGAGAAACGUGUCGUUCGUGGAUGAAGCAAAACAAAAAAAAAAGCCACUGUCGGCAUGGCAACGAGCAUCACGGGCGACCCCCGCCGUCACUUAUGCUAAAACGGCCGAGGGGGGUUGCCAUGACAACUGGAGGAAGACGAAUUGAAGGGCCAUGGGAAAGUUCUCCAGACAAGACUAUAUUUCUACGUUGCGGAGGAAAAAAACCCUAAAGGUAGCGCUGAGCAGGUGUGAACGGUGGGCGGGCGUCCUGCCAGCUGAUCGAGAAAACAUCGAGCCAGAAAAGUAGACAUGGAAAUGAAUGCCUUCAACGCUGCUCAAAGUGUGUUUGUCCGGCGGGGUCGCUGAUCAAAAGCACGAUGGGGCCAAAAAGAACUGGCUUUGUUUUCACAUUGCGACCUUUGUACGGACGGGCCCGUGCGGCUAAUCUGCUUAGGGAAUCAGCAGAGUGCAAAAGAGCAAAGUUCACGUCAUCGACGACGGCAGAGUGAGCGAGAGCAAGCCGAGCUGAGCAACAACAACAAAAAGCCGCUCAAAUGACAGCUUGCGGUCUUUCCGAGGUCUUCAGCGCCAUAUUGUGACUUUGUGAUGGAGGUGCUGAGCGGGCCCUGGGCCGGCCUGGCUCUGUUUCUGAGGAAGACAGUCACACAGACAGACGGAGACAGGGAGACGACUGACGGCUUCCUAUCGCUGUGCCUCUUGGGCCUGUUCUUCUCCGUCUGCGUGCUCUUGUUGCAACUGGUGCACUAUUUCCAUCAGAAGCUCAGCCAAGCGGAGCUUGAUCUAGCUGGGCUUUCACACGACGGACGCCAGCGCCAUCUACAGGCCGCUCCGCCGCAGUGCACGCGAGAGGAGUAGGAGCGUCGGUGCGCAUGCGUACACCUGUGGAGCACAACUAUGGAAAGAAAAGCAUACACCUCAGAGGAUUACAAUGCUUUAUUUCAAGUGUUACGCACCAAUUGACUUGAAGGGUUGUACGGGCCAAUUAAGUGGCGAGAAAGGAACAAUCUUGGGAGCAAUGGGGCUGCGUG